Messenger RNA from Polyodon spathula (Mississippi paddlefish), 2772 nucleotides. It is a transcript of the gene gpaa1, whose product is annotated as glycosylphosphatidylinositol anchor attachment 1. The coding region runs from base 353 to 2203 and encodes 616 amino acids. Gene Ontology annotation, biological process: attachment of GPI anchor to protein. Lineage: Eukaryota; Metazoa; Chordata; Actinopteri; Acipenseriformes; Polyodontidae. Gene Ontology annotation, cellular component: GPI-anchor transamidase complex; membrane. The transcript has 13 exons. The record is from RefSeq and is a predicted model, not a curated record.
CUGUAAAUUGCACCGUUAUUAGAAGUGUACAUAUGUUUACGUGCUUUUAAUAACUACCUGCCAUGCACUGAUAUGCUACUGCUAGUAAUAGUAACAUUAAUAUUUACUAAUACACGUAGCUUCAUUUCACAUCUCCGUUUCUUAUUAAACCAGAGGAGCACAUACUUCAAUUAAAGUACACGGUAUUGCAUUUUGAAAUCUAGUAUUUACAUAUGAGUGUGUUUCGGGUUCAAAACUGUAAUCGCAAUCAUCCGGGAAGUAUCCAGUGGAACACGGAGUCACUCGUGUUGCUGCGUGUCUCCUUGUCUCCACGUGUCCUGCGCUUCCUCUGCAUUAAGGUCCGGUCUCAGCGAUGGGGCUGCUCUCUGACCCGAACCGGAGACGAGCUCUGAUCAGUCUGGUGACCCGGCUCAACACACCUCUUUGUGUUCUAUGUUACCUGGUUGGUGUCUCCUGGUUCAUGGGGCUGGCAUUUGAGCCCUUCAUGCUGCGCACCUACAUGUCUGAGAAUGCCAUGGGCUCCACUAUGGUGGAGGAGAAGUUUGUGUUUGGAGAGCGAGCCAUCUCCUACACCAGGGAGUUUGCCGGGCAGAAGAAGAAGACUGGUGGUAUGCCGGUGGACUGGCUGGUGAAGACUAUGAAGUCUCGCGGGCUGGAAGUCUACACUCAGAGCUUCUCCCAGACCCUGCCCUUCCCUGACGAAGUCAAGGAGAGAUAUAUGGUGCGAGGCACGAAUGUGUACGGAAUUCUGCGGGCUCCCAGGGGCCCCCGCACUGAGUCCAUUGUGCUGAGCGCCCCCUGCAGCGAGGGCAACAACAACAACCAGGCCGUGGGACUGCUGCUCGCCCUCGCCUCAUACUUCAGGAGUCAGAUCUACUGGGCUAAAGACAUCAUCUUCCUGGUCAACGAGCACGACCUCAUCGGAACAGAGGCGUGGCUAGAGGCCUAUCACGAUGUCAACAUGACAGGUUUGAGAUCAUCACCUAUGCAGGGUCGUGCUGGUGCUAUCCAGGCCGCCCUGUCUCUGGAGUUGAGCAGUGAUGUCAUCACCAGCAUGGACGUGGCGAUCGAAGGGUUAAAUGGGCAGCUCCCAAACCUGGACCUGGUCAACUUGUUUUACGCAUUCUGCCAGAAGACAGGUGUGCUCUGCACCAUCCAAGGCAAGCUCCAGCGCAAUGACUGGAACACUCUACCUGGCUACACCCACUCUCUGAGCACCAUGCUGCUGAUGGUUCUGAAGCAGGGCUCUGGUCGUCCUCAGGGUGACCACGGCUUGUUUCUGCGCUACCACAUCGAGGCUGUCACAAUGAGAGGGAUCAACAGCUUCAGACAGUACAAGUUUGACAUGACGACUGUCGGCAAGCUGAUCGAGGGGAUGUUUCGGAAGCUCAAUAACCUCCUGGAGCGUUUCCACCAGUCCUACUUCUUCUACCUGAUGCCCUCGCUCACGCGCUUCGUCUCCAUCGGAUACUACAUGCCUGCCUUCGGCUUCCUGGCACUCAUACUGGUGCUGCGCGCGCUGGACCUAUGGGUUCAGCUGAGCGACUCUGCCAGACCCCUGGAGGACGGGGCCAGUGAGGGGGAGCAGGACUCCAGCCCCAGCCUGCUGACUCUAGCCACCCCAGUGAUAAUCUGCCACUUGACUGGUCUGGCACUGUACUACCUGCCAGUGCUGAGUCAGGAGAUGGCUAUCCAGCACUUCCCUGUGUCCGAGACUGAGGCUGUAGUGCUGACUGCCAUCGCUAUCUACGUGGCUGGACUCGCACUGCCCCACAACACACACAGGGUCCUGUCUGGUGCAGGUACAGAGAGAGGCUGGCGCUCUCUCAAGUUGUUCUCGCUUCUCUACCUGGCUGUGCUCCUUGGCUGCACCACGCUCAUUAACUUUUCUCUGGGCUUCAUCCUAGCCGUCACCAUGAUUCCUGUCACAGCCUUCAUCCAGCCACACAGGUCCAGUAAGGUCCUGCACGGCGUGGCUCUGAUCCUGGUCAGCCCAGCCACGACUCUGCUGCUGUCCAUAUACCUGUACCACGAGCUCAUAGAGUACCCUGUCACCCUGCUGGAGUGCUGGCAGCACUUUCUCACCGCAGUGUCCCAGGGCAUCCUUGACCACCACCUGUAUGGCUCUCUCCUUUACCCCCUCAUCGCCCUCUUCAUCUACCCCUGCUGGCUACAGUUCUGGAACAUUGUCUUCUGGAAGUAGGCGGCUCCACUGACCAGGGAGGCACUGUGUUCUAGUGGUUAGAGCUGUGACUGGGAGGGAGGGAGGCAGUGUGGUCUAGUGGUUAGAAUUUAGACCUGCAAACAAGCCCCAUGCCCAGAGUGUAUCUGGUUUGACUGGUCUUUAACUGUUGGCAUCCAAGGAGACCUCACAGCUGCUCAAACUGGGGUGUGCCCAAACCAGGAGCCUGCAAUGGAGCACACACUCCCAGCUAACCCGGCCACUGUUUAAUCCACAUGACACAAGAGUGUCCAUUUGGCUCCCUGGAACCUUUUUGACAGUGAAGGUUUUUCCAUCGUAAAACAUUCAGGUCUCUUUUAGAGAAGCAGGACUACGAUUAUGGAAAUGCAUUGCGAUGUGAAAGCCUGAACUGUCCCAUUGAUCAGGAAUCCAUAUGGUCUCUCAACACUAGAGGAAGCAGCUUUCUUGAUCUAUUAUCUUUGUAUUAUUUCUGAACUGUGGGCUUCGCAAAAUGGCCUCCAUGGGGUUUUUUUUGUUUUGUUUCCGUAAUUUUUUCUAACUUAACAAUCAAUAAAAUAAUUAAACAGUAA